AGUAUCCAAGCGAUUUCGUAAAAACUACAUUCAUCGUUUCACCGCAACCAAUUCGUUUUUUGUCUUCAGUCCGUGGAAUCCUAUUCGAAAAGCGUGUAUAUACAUAUCAACAAAUCAAUAUUUUGAUUACCUUGUUAUGGCCACCAUUUUGCUCAAUUGUGUCUUCCUAGCCAUGACAGAAACCAUCGAAGAGGCUGAAUAUAUUUUUUUAGCCAUCUACACGGCCGAAAUGAUUAUAAAAAGUAUAUCCAAAGGAUUUAUAUUAAACAAAUAUACGUAUCUACGCAAUCCUUGGAACUGGUUGGAUUUCGUCGUGAUAACAAGCGGAUAUGCUACGAUAGGAAUGGAAGUGGGGAAUCUCGCCGGAUUACGUACAUUUCGUGUUUUACGUGCCCUAAAAACCAUCUCAAUAUUACCAGGUUUAAAAACGAUCAUCAACGCAUUGUUACAUUCCUUCAAACAACUAGCGGAGGUAAUGACGUUAACAAUUUUUUGCCUUAUGGUGUUCGCCCUAUUCGCGCUUCAAGUUUACAUGGGCGAACUACGAAAUAAAUGUGUUCUGAAAAUGGAUGAUCACAACGCAUCGUACGAAAAUUGGUUUAACUGGACGAAUAAUCCGGAUAAUUGGUUGAUAAAGAAUGAAACUGGCGAGCCUCUACUCUGCGGAAAUGUAACGGGGGCGCGUCACUGCCCCAUUACGCAUACAUGUUUGUGUGUCGGCGAAAAUCCCAAUCACGGUUACACAAGUUUUGAUAACUUUUUGUGGUCGAUGCUCACAACGUUUCAGCUCAUUACGUUAGAUUAUUGGGAAAAUGUAUAUAAUAUGGUUCUAUCAUCGUGUGGACCCAUAAGCGUGUCGUUUUUUACGGUAGUAGUCUUUUUCGGUUCUUUUUAUCUAAUCAAUUUGAUGCUGGCUGUGGUAGCUCUUAGUUACGAAGAAGAAGCGGAAAUUACUCAAGAGGAACGAAAAAAGGAUCUCGUGGAUCACCGUGAAGACUCCACGUUUAGUUUCGAUCCUUCGCAUAUUAACGUAAAAAAAUUAUCUAAGCACAAGUUGAAAAAAAUCGACGCACGAAAGGGUGUUUUAUUAGCUUCAUAUUCACGAAAGAAGACUCGGCGAAGAAAACGGCCGAAAACUAACAGUAAUGGAGGGGGCGGCGGCGGUAAUAAUAGCGGGUCUAUAUGUUCUCCAAAGCAAGAGGAAUCGAAUUCUCCAACUCCAACAAAGCAACGUAGGUCGGUUACCCCAAGUCCUAGUCCCAGUCCUCAUCAUAAUCGUGGUUCGCCGACAACUCAAGCACUCUCAUUAGCUCUUCCAGUCAAACACGUACAACUUUCAGAAACAAAGUGUCCCGAAACACUUUACCCUUCCAAUAGGCUCGCUCCAUUACGGCCCGGUUUACAUAGUCGACAAACAAGUAGUAAUAGCGAGGGUAAUAAUCGUGAAUCUUCAUUUGAUGAUUCGGGGGUGGUGGACGAUCACGAAGAAGCAGAUGCUACCUCUGAAGAUGCCGCAACUCACACUCCAAACGUUAUAAGACACCAAAAAAUAGAUGUUACUCCAGUUACGUUAACUUUGAGUCCUAAACAAAUUAAAGUAAUUAAGUGUAAUGGGGUUGGAACCUGUAAGAAAAAGAAUCAUAACGUGUAUAGUUUACCUGCAGAUUAUCUAUCCCACAUCGUUGUUAUAGAUGAUAUACCUGAUCGCAAUUGUUCGUGCUGUGAACAAUGCUGCAUAAAUUAUACAAGUUGGCUUCAAUUUCAGCAGGGGCUUUAUCAAAUUGUACGAGAUCCUUUGUUCGAACUUUUUAUUACCGUAUGCAUUGUACUUAAUACAAUGUUCUUAGCAUUAGAACAUCACGGUAUGAGCGAAUCCGUGCACAGAGCGCUCGAUGUCGGAAACAAAGUAUUUACUUCCAUUUUCACCUUAGAAUGUACAAUGAAACUGAUGGCGCUCAGCAAGGACUUUUUUAAGAAUGGAUGGAAUAUUUUCGAUCUAAUUAUAGUAUCCGCAAGUGUCCUAGAUUUAAUUUUCGAGCUUGUCGACGGGCUGUCGGUGCUUCGAGGCUUGCGAUUGUUGCGCGUUCUUAAAUUAGCGCAAUCGUGGAUAACUAUGAAAGUUUUAUUAAGUAUUAUCAUUAGUACAAUCGGUGCUUUAGGAAACCUAACUUUCGUUUUAGUAAUUGUUAUAUACAUAUUUGCUGUGAUAGGAAUGCAACUUUUUUCGAAGGAUUAUACGCCUGAAAAAUUUUAUCCGGAUCCCGUUCCGAGGUGGAACUUUACCGAUUUUUUCCAUUCGUUUAUGAUGAUUUUUCGGAUAUUGUGCGGCGAGUGGAUCGAGCCUCUUUGGGACUGCAUGCGAGCAGAAACGACAGAAGGCCCGGGCACUUGCUUCGCAGUAUUUCUACCAACGCUCGUUAUGGGAAAUUUUAUGGUGCUUAAUUUGUUCUUGGCGUUGCUGCUCAAUAGUUUUAAUUCGGAAGAGCUCAAAAGUCGUAAAGAGGAAGUAGGAGAUGAAUCAAACAUAGCGAAAAGUUUCGAAAGGAUCCAAGCGCUUAUACAACAACGACGUCGGAAACGUGCCUUAGCUCGAGAACUUCGUCAAAACGAAAGUAAUUCACGUUUGGAACAGAUCGUUCGAGAAGUUAUGCAAAGACAGGCCGAAGAGAGAGAAUUUACUAAGGGAAUACACACAAAGGCUUACCAGGAAACUUUAAUUGGUUUUCCUCCGGACAAGAUUUACAAUCGGAGCUAUCAGGAGGCGAUGAAUAGGCCAAUCUCUUUAAUCAGUUACGAUAAAGGGGAAUUUAAAGUGAGUAUCUCAAUUAGUUGCGGUUGUCCCUCACGCAAAUAUUUCUUAAUUCUCACAAAACGAACUUUUAUAAUAUAAACUCAGCACGAUGAUUAAUUAUAUAGGAACUCAACUUCAGAAAUAAGAUAUUUCUGGAGAUGAAUUCAUUUUGACGAAACGUAUUAAUUCGCAAUAUCAAAGCAUCGUUCUCUUCAAACUAGAAGGGAACGUUUGUUUUUAAUGUCUGCGAUACUGGGAAGUUGUAAAUAAUU
Photinus pyralis (common eastern firefly) is the source of this 3063-nucleotide messenger RNA. Its product is annotated as sodium channel protein 60E-like. Gene Ontology annotation, cellular component: plasma membrane; voltage-gated sodium channel complex. Gene Ontology annotation, molecular function: voltage-gated sodium channel activity. The transcript is spliced from 15 exons. The record is from RefSeq and is a predicted model, not a curated record. The coding region runs from base 137 to 2890 and encodes 917 amino acids. Lineage: Eukaryota; Metazoa; Arthropoda; Insecta; Coleoptera; Lampyridae. Gene Ontology annotation, biological process: neuronal action potential; sodium ion transmembrane transport; membrane depolarization during action potential.